GCAAAACAAAAUGGCCGAUGGUCCGUGCAAGGUGUGUCGCGGAUAGUCGAGUUAUUUUUACAGCGAAAAACCAUUGAACUUCAGUGAAAAAGUUACGGUGUUUAUUGCUACUGCGGCGCAGCGGGCUUCGCGUCAGCCCGGCGCGGUUCCGUCGCCCGCGACAUCGGGGCUUCGCCCUUCGCGACUCGCCGCGCGCGUUUGGAGCCCUAGCUCCCUCGGUACCGUGAGCCCUGCAGUGGAGGAUGUCGUCCCGCCGCAACGGGUCGGUGUCCCGCGCCGCGGAGGCCGCGUCCAAGAACCGGCUUCACAUGGACCGGAAUCCCCAGCACUCCAGGAUCACUGAUCCGUCGAACCCUGCCGGUCGGCGGAAGGAGAUCGACAAUGUAAUGAAGCGAGCGCGCCAGGCCUCGCCCGGCAGCUGGGACCGAAAGCUGUUGGAAGUCGAGGAGAAAGACCCCAACAGAUGGCGCCACACGGGCUACAAGCAGAUGUACAUAGACGGGUCCGGGUCGGUAUCCCCGCGACGGUCUAGGUCUCCGAGACCGCGCCGGUCCCGUUCGCCCAUAGCCGCUCGUCGCUCGCGCUCGCCGAUCGCUCGCCGCUCGCGCUCGCCCAUCGCUCGUCGCUCUCGUUCGCCGAUCGCGCGGCGCUCGCGCUCGCCUGUAAUCCGGCGCUCGCGAUCGCGCUCGCUCCGCCGCUCGCCGCGGCGCAGUCCUAGGAAGAGUCCUGUCAGACGCAGCCCGGUGGCGCGGCGCCGCACGCGCAGCCCGCGCGCGCGCCGGCCCCCUGCAAGGCCCCCGCGGCCCCCCUCCCCGCCCGACCCCCGCCAGUCAUCCCCUUCUGGUUCGUCAAUGAGCAGCUGCUCGGACGAGUCCUGCUCUGUCUGCUCUGCCAAAAACAAGAAGCCUGCUCCUCCGCCAGGGAAGCCAGGCAAGCCGCCCAGGCCGGGUUCUACGUCUCCAAGACGCGCGGCUAAACGACCAGCGCCGCCGCCCGCCGCCCGCGCCGUUCAACCUACUCGAGAGUUGCUCAAGGCUAGAGAAGCCAGCAAGCGGACUAGAGAGGAAAAGGUCCUAGAAUGGCAGCGCUCGCAGCUGGCGGCCCGCGCGCCCCCCCCCGGCGCGCCCAUCCCCCCCGCGCACAUCAAGCGCGAGGGCGCGCGCCGGGGCCCCGCCCGCGCCCCGCGCGCCGUGUCCCCCGCCGCCAUCGCCGCCGCCCUCGCCGGCAGCGGCAGCGGCUCCGACUCCACGCCCGACCAGCAGCCGCCGAGGCUGACACUAUCCGAGCGCUUCGGCAAAAUGGCGCAGUGGUCGGCCGACCGCUCGGCGCGCCUCGACAACAUGCGCAUCACACGACGUGACGCCACUCUACACGUGCGCAUCGAGCGGGCCGAGGAUGAAGGAGACCCGCCGGCACCCGGGGAGCGACCAGGCCUGGAACCGGCUCCAAUAGGCAGCUACCCUGAAGAGUUGUUGGCGGCGGCGCCCGGCGGCCUGCCGUCCUGGGACGACGUGCGAGUGCGCUACGAUUACUACAAGAAACGCGGAUACUUGCGGGGUCUAACCCUGAGCGACUAUGUCAAAUGGGAGGAAUGGUGGUACAAGUACCAGGAGUGGCUGAAGAGAGAGCGGGCCUACGAACGCUGGGCCGAGGGCGAAGUGGGAACGGUCCGCCGCGAACGUCGUCGCAGAGGCGGCCGCCACCGGCGCAGCUGAGGAAACGCCGCCCCCGCGGCGGUCCUGGCUGUGGACCUCGCCGCGGGGGCGUCGCGCCUGUAGGCCGGCAACGCCCCGCCCACGCCCCGCGAGCACUGCCGGUAGACUCAACUCCCCACAAAAUGUGUUUUGAUAUACACCAUCCUAUAUCACUUGAGACAACAUAUAACAUACAACUAUUGUUAUAUUCUCACCGACAUAUCGAGUUGACACCGAGCACUGCAGAAACUAAGCGGCGGUAGUGGUGCAAAAGACUGUGUGUUAUAGUGUUUAGAUUACCCUUUACAGUACAUAUUUUAGUGUAUUAUAAUACAUAGAUUUAUACUUGCCGAAAUUGUAAACGAAUGAAGUAUUUUUUGAUUUGAUGACACGCGCGUCACGAUAAAACUUUCAGGAAGGUUAGACGCGCCAAGCGUGUCAUUAGAAAAAUAUUGUAUUUGGAUUUUCAAAUGUCAUGAAAUCUUAAAAUUGUUAAAGAAAUAAUUUUAACUCGUACAAACUCGUACUUUUAUAUUCGUAUUUUUAUGCUAUUCAAUUGAUUCAAAUUGUUAGAAAGAGAUGAUCUUUCUUCUAACUACCUUCUAUAACUUCUUUAAAAUACUUUUUUGUUUAUAAUUUUGGCAAAAAAUAUAGUAUAUUGUAUUAUUCACAUGUCUUCAGCAUACAGUAGACUGUAUAUUGUACAUAGUUUAGAUAUUAUAUUUUGUUUGUAAAGAACAACAUUUAUAAAAUAGUUAUUUUUAUUAAAUAAUGUGUAUUAAUGUCCUUUUUGAUCAAAAAAUUAUGUUAGAUUUAGUUUCUAUGCACAUUUUAAAACCUGUUUGCUUGUUCAAAAAUAGAAAUUUUUCGUUAAUUUGAAAUAAAUGUGUAGUUUUUGAAAAUUAUAGUUUCGUAAUGAACAAUUUAGUUCAAACUAUCUCUAUUUAAAAUAAGUUUUGAAUUCGUUCUGAAAAUAAAAACGAUACAUGCGAUUUUAGAUGAUUUCUUUCAAGCUGUUAAAUAUUAAAACAAACAAUUUUUACAUUAUAUUUUAAUGUUUUUCUUCAACGCACACACUUCAGUGCAAUAUUCUCAGAUAUUAUCAUUAACUUUGUAUAUAAACACGAUUACAUAAACUAUAUUAUCUUUUAGCAAAACUUCCUUCCGUCUUAGAUAAAAAAUUUCUCACUCAUAUAAUACCUUGAGUAUUAUUAUUUAUUUUGUAAUAUUUAGGUAUUAAAACGGUCGUUUGAAUACAAUAUUAGUUUUAGAGUCAAAAGUAUACCACAAUGUGGUAUGUCAUAUUAUGUCACGAAGAAUUCUAAUAAAAUGACAAUCUAUCGCCCGUAUUCACAAACAUUACUAUGAGGUCUCACACGAACCAAUCACAGAGCUCUAUUCAACGCUGUGCGUGCGGCUUGCUGCUUCACUUACGCAAGCAUCGUUUGUGAAUACGUGCAUGCAUUAUAAAGUCGCGCAGCGAGAGAUGGGGCGAUAACACAAGCAAAGAUUUGUAUCUGUAUACGCUCGCCGCGCUGACGUAGUUUCUCUGACAAGUGCUUUCUGUCUCGCUUGCACGCAUUUAGCAAGAGCAACGUGGGUAUAGUCCGGUCGCCGAGGACGUAGAAUUUCGUCCAAUGACCCCUAGCUACCCAUCCUUAUCGCUGGCGCGUAAUUACAUUGGACGAAAUUCUACGUGCUUGGCGACCGGGCUUUAGUGUAUUCGAUACUAGAACUUGAAUGUGUUGUGUUAUGUAUUCAAAUAUAACAUCAGUGUGUGUUCGCCUCAAGCCUUGCUAUGCUACCUAUAAAAGAUGUGAUUCCUAUCACAACUUUCUUUAGUCAAUUGCGACUGAGUGAGAGAGGGUGUAGUCAACAAACCAACACUCAUAUCGUCUAUUAAGACCUAUAAAUCAUCAUAAUUACAUACGCAUUUUGUAAACUUGAUUUUUAUUAUCAUCAUCAAGUCAUUUAGACUCCAUUCCAGGAGCACGACCCUCUAAUUCACAAGGCAAAUGAUAUUUCGCCUACGUAUAGUUGUAGCCACAGGCUUCAUACACUUCGUAAAAAUAUUUAGAAUGUCCGUACAUUAUGUACGUUGUAAAUAAUUAAAAAUCUCAUAAUUAUUUAGAGAUAUAGAUGUUUAUAAUAUAGUAAUAGUAUGUAAGCAGCUACUAAAAGUAUGUUUACAUUUUAUUGAUUUAUGUAUGUAGAUCUUAUGUCUGGCUCUCAAAAGUAUACUGAUUUAUAUUUAUGAAACGACCGAGAUCGUAAGGCUAGCGGAUUUCUGACCAGAAAAGCAUUAGCACACUUAUCAACCUGGAAAGGGAUCAAAAACGUAUCGCCUUUUGCCCACUGUCUACCGCGAGGCGUUUACGUUACGGUGCGGAUAAGUGUGCGUUGCAGUACGGAGUUUUAUACAAAGAAUACUGACCGCCUCGAGUUGAUCAAGUUACGAUCCGUUUCCGGGUUGAUUCGUGCUUCGUCCUUUAUCCGGCUCGAAGGACCAUUUGUAUUUCGAUCGUAUUGAACUUGUUUUUUAAAUCUCUGCUGACCUGAAAACCUUAGUGGGUCUAUAUCAACUACAGGCUUAGGUAUAACUGAGUAAAAUUCCUGAUUUUGUGUGAUGUUUCACUUCAGUAACCUCAAGACGUAACCUUCGAUUUGUCUCCUGCUUUGCACAGGAGGGAAGUCGAACAUUAACUUCGAACUCCUAUGUUCUUCUGAUUAAUUUCGUUGCGGGUCCAAUGACAGUUUAACUUUCCCCCGGGACAAACUUGACCUUCACUGGUUGGGUUAUGGCGGUCAAGCUGUAGAUCCUGGCUACACAGGAGUUGCAGCGGUGGGAACGAGAGGUAGGAAUAGUCCCGCUCAGUUAUAAGCUAUGCCUGUAGAAUUUAAACUAACAGCAAUUUUAUCUGAUAAAUUGUAAUAUUAAUUUUGUAAGCUAGUCUAAAAUGAGAUUUAUAUUCAAUUACAGCUAAAUUAGAAUAUAUUUUCAUUGUGCAAUGUUUGUAUGGGACCCGACAUGUGAAGUGUAUGAUAUGGCAGGCGUCAUGUGAUACGUGAUCAUCAUACAACGCAUGUACAGCCAGCUUCAAAAAGUUCGUAACACCCAAAGUAGCCAAAAAGUUCAACACGUCUUUGUUACAAUUGGAAUAAGGUUGUGUUGUCAUGAUUUUGGCCACUUUGGGUGUCACGAACUAAUUGACGCUGACCGUACCUAGCACAUUUGGCUUUUCUUAAUUUCCAACCUAAUAUUGAAGACUAAGGUCAAGAAUCGACCAAGGCUAGGCGGCUGUCUAUCCAAAAAUACAUUGUUUAGUACU
Ostrinia furnacalis (Asian corn borer) is the source of this 5023-nucleotide messenger RNA. Its product is annotated as serine/arginine repetitive matrix protein 1. The transcript has 15 exons. The record is from RefSeq and is a predicted model, not a curated record. NCBI's taxonomy places the organism in Eukaryota, Metazoa, Arthropoda, Insecta, Lepidoptera, Crambidae. Bases 243 to 1715 code for a protein of 490 amino acids.